CCUGGUUCUGAUCAAGUGAGUAAAUUCGUUCUUAAACAUCCUGACGUGAGGAGCAUAAUCACAAGAGCUUUAAUGGAUACCAAUGGAGAUGCUUAUAGAAUCGGCGACUCAAAAUGGGAUCACGGCCUCAGAUCUGAUGUCGUAUAUGAGCCUAUGCAUGUGUCUUUUGAUCAACCACCCAUUAUUGUAGAAGUACAAGCAACGGUUAACGCUGAUUUUAUGAACCGGGUAGCACACUACUGUAUUAUGGCGUAUCGCAGAUAUAAAGUAUUGCCUAUUUUGCUUAUAUUCAACACUCAAACUACAAGCAUAAAUACAAAUGAUAGAUCUAGCCUCAACAAGUUUAGUGCUCUGUCUUUAUCGUGCGAGUAUUGGGCGAAGAAAUGUUAUCUAGUCAACGCGAAGAGUGUUUCUUCUGAAACCAACAACGAGCUUCACCCAUUCACUGUAAUAGCAGUUUUUUUGAUAAAACAACAAACAUGUUUAUUGGAGAUCGAUCCUGUAACUCAAUUACUAUUUCAAAUAGCCAAGGAUUUUCUAGAACAGUCUAUCAAACACGAAACAGAGCUCUUAAAUACGUUAAUAAGUAUAUGUAAUAUUGGUAUCCAACAUUACGAAAGAAUAUUAAACACUACAGAACGUAUGCAAUACGACUCGCCUUCAUUACAAGAAGAAUCUGUUUCUGGAAUACAAAAGCUACAACAAGUAAAAAGACUUUUUGAGGAAGUGGAUACUGAAGAACCCUCUUACGAUACGACAGUUGGUAAAAGUGCAAAUGAAGAAAGAUACGAGAAUACUAUGAGGUUUGUCGAAACCUAUAAAUCAACUCGCAAACGCAUGAACUGGCGCGAUUGCUAUGCUCAACUUAAACAGAAAACCGAUGUUAUUAAAUACAAGAAUGCUGAAGUAUUGCGCGUACAGUACAACAGAUUCAAGAAGAAUGACUAG
Mycotypha africana is the source of this 948-nucleotide messenger RNA. RefSeq lists its product as uncharacterized. The record is from RefSeq and is a predicted model, not a curated record. The transcript has 2 exons. The annotation marks the transcript as partial. NCBI's taxonomy places the organism in Eukaryota, Fungi, Mucoromycota, Mucoromycetes, Mucorales, Mycotyphaceae.